AUGGACAUUGAUCACAUCAAACAGCGCCGAUGGAACUCUUCGGUUACAUACGACGCUGCUAAUAUAAUAACAUACAACCUAGCCAUCGGUGCAAGCGGACAAGACCUCCGCAGGUGCUGGGAGGACCAUCCAGAGUUCCACGCCCUGCCGACAUUCACCUCGCUGGCGGUUAUUGAUAUCAUGGGGAAGGUGACUCGCGAUAUGCCAACAUUGCUACCACAGUACAAGCCAGAAAAAUACCCGCAUGUUCAUGCAGAGCAUUAUCUUGAGAUGAAGCAGCCACUGCCUACUUCAGGGACACUAGUAUCCGAGGCCAGGAUCAUCGAUGUCGUUGAUCGCCGCUCUGGCGUGGCGGUCAUUGUGGGAAUCACGACCAAAGAGGCGAAGGCUGGAUCUGAUAUAUGCUAUAAUGAGUGGACCUCAUUUCUGAUGAAGAUGCCAACUGAUGGAGCAUGGAAGCCAUCGCGUUUAAACGCCCGGAGUGGCUCUUCUCUACCAGCAAGGGAAUGUGAUACGAGCGUGGACCAUCAGACAACCAGCGAGCAAGGCGCCUUAUACCGAGCUGCAACUGGAGAAUGGAACCCAAUGCACAUUGACCCCGGGCAUGGUAGGCGAGCAGGCUUUGCUGGGCCGAUUCUAUCUGGCACUUGCACGGUCGGGGUCGGAGUAAGGCAUGUUGUCGAUACGUUUGGCGGAGAUUCAAGCAGACUUAAAAGCGUGAGGCUCCGACUGAGCAAGCCUGUUUUUCCUGGGGAACUUAUCCGGACGCAGAUGUGGGAGGAAGACGAUGGGACGAGAAUUGUGUACCAGCAGGUGGCUGAAGACGGCAGGGUGGUGAUAUCCCAGGCUGAGAUAGCACUGAGCCCUGAUGCUAAGAGUGUCAGGAGCCAGCUGUAG
This is a messenger RNA of Aspergillus puulaauensis, 897 nucleotides long. RefSeq lists its product as uncharacterized. The coding region runs from base 1 to 897 and encodes 298 amino acids. NCBI's taxonomy places the organism in Eukaryota, Fungi, Ascomycota, Eurotiomycetes, Eurotiales, Aspergillaceae. The record is from RefSeq and is a predicted model, not a curated record. Gene Ontology annotation, cellular component: peroxisome. The transcript has a single exon.